AUGGCUGGGCUUGGGAGCUGGGCUAUCCGUAGCUGGGGUCCUUGGCAGAGCUGUUCUGGAACAAAUUUGGGACUGGGACGUUGCAAAAGUAGGCGGAGCUGGGCUUUCCUUGUGACCUGGUUUUUGUUGGCUGGCCCGAUUAGAGCUGGGUCUUUCGGGGUUUGGAGCUGGGCAUUCCUUGUGACCUGGGUGUCUAGAUCAAAUCAUGGCUCCUCUGUUUGUCAAGGAAAGAGCUGGGUCCUUACCUUCGGCAGGUUCAAAAAGACUGGGGUGUGGGCUCAUGAGGACCUAGGUCCUGCCUUGGGCUGA
Molecule: messenger RNA, 309 nt
Organism: Prunus armeniaca (apricot)
Lineage: Eukaryota; Viridiplantae; Streptophyta; Magnoliopsida; Rosales; Rosaceae
Source: the annotation of a GenBank genome assembly